AUCAUCACAGUACCAUUUCCAAAUCCAACUCGCCCGCUAAAAUAAAAGUUUAAGAGAUGGUGCGUCCAAGAACACUUCGCGAGGGAGUUUUCGUUGAUAUGCCUCAGCGGUUUGACACUGUUGACGAAUGUUGCUUCUAAAUUUAGCGACAUUCAUUCGUCGUAAAUUGCAGCGUUGAACCAUUCAGAGCAGAAGUGUGAGGUGGGCAAACGAACAGAAAUAAAGCAAAGGAGAGCCAAAUAUGAGGAGCAUCGUGACGAUUGUGGUUUUCAAUCUUCUCCUGGGUUUAUUCCCGAUGAGAACAGCUUCACGUUGGUGGUUCAUUUCACAAGUGUUCCAGCUUGGUUCCAAGGCCAUCUGUAACCAUGCAGCUGGUCUCCCUAACUUCGAACUGUGUCGGAAGAACCCUAAUGUUUUGAUAAGCAUUGGGAAAGGCGCCAAGCUAGGAAUUGAAGAAUGCCAACAGCAGAUGAAGAACGAGAGGUGGAAUUGCUCCACGGUACCUCGGGAUUUCAGUGUGUUUGGAAAAGUCUUGAAGAUAGCAAGCCGUGAAACUGCCUUCGUGUAUGCGAUUACCUCGGCUGGAGUUGUACACGCGGUAGCUCAAGGCUGCAUCCGCGGUGACCUGAAAAACUGCUUUUGCAACCAAACACAACUAAGAGGAAACCGAGAAGAUUUUGUGUGGUCUGGAUGUUACGAUCACAUCGCUCACGGUAUCGAAGUUGCCAAGCUUUUUGUGGAUUCUGAUGAACAGCAAAACGAUGCUCGGGCAAAAAUGAAUCUUCACAACAAUAUGGUCGGAAGAACGGUCGUAAAAAAUCGCACAGUCGUGAACUGUUUGUGCCAUGGUCCUUCUGUAUCAUGUGUCAUGCAGACCUGCUACAGAAGUUUGGCUCCUUUCAGCGCCGUGAGUCGCCAUCUUCGCGGAAAAUAUGACAAUGGCGUUCUUGUGAUUGUUGAUCAGAAGGGGGAGAAAUUCGUGGUGGCUAAUGAGACUAAGGACAAGUCUUGGCGUGACAGCCUCGUGUUCUUUCAAAAGUCUCCGGAUUACUGCGUCCCGAACCCCGACUUAGGCUGGCCAGGAACCACGGGAAGGGUGUGUUACAAUGGGAACACGACCACAGCCGCGGGUAACGGGACAUGUGAGACAUUGUGCUGUGGGCGCGGGUUCAACACGAUCCAAGUCGAGGAGGAUUACAAGUGCAAUUGCAAUUUUGUCUGGUGUUGUGAUGUGAAGUGCAGCACGUGUAAAGGAACUGUUGAAAAAAACGUCUGUAAAUCGCCCGAGGAGUAUGUUUCUGAAGGAAACAGUAAGAUCGAGAAAGACGCAGAAACGGCGGGUAAACAAUCGCGAAAAAGAAAGAACAAGGAACAAAGUGUUUUACCUCGCACUGACAACAACAAUCGAGAAGUGAAGAAGAUCAAAGGUUAACACCUCCCAUUGAACUAGAGAAGACUGACAAAGGAAUGACAACAAUGAAGUCGGUGAAAAAGCACAAUAGACAGAGAAAAAUUCUAUGUAGUUACAAAGUAGGCGAGUUUCAGCAAGUGCUGUAUGUGCUUUAAAGUCAUUGUGUCAUCGAAAACAGUAACUUUUCUUUACUUUUCAAUAGAGACUUUGGAGGUUAACAGUUUGGCAUAAGA
Messenger RNA from Pocillopora verrucosa, 1644 nucleotides. RefSeq names its product protein Wnt-2b-A. Gene Ontology annotation, biological process: cell fate commitment; canonical Wnt signaling pathway; neuron differentiation. Gene Ontology annotation, cellular component: extracellular region. Gene Ontology annotation, molecular function: cytokine activity; frizzled binding. NCBI's taxonomy places the organism in Eukaryota, Metazoa, Cnidaria, Anthozoa, Scleractinia, Pocilloporidae. The record is from RefSeq and is a predicted model, not a curated record.